Aspergillus alliaceus is the source of this 2127-nucleotide messenger RNA. Its product is annotated as glycoside hydrolase superfamily. The transcript is spliced from 3 exons. NCBI's taxonomy places the organism in Eukaryota, Fungi, Ascomycota, Eurotiomycetes, Eurotiales, Aspergillaceae. Bases 1 to 2127 code for a protein of 708 amino acids. The record is from RefSeq and is a predicted model, not a curated record. Gene Ontology annotation, biological process: carbohydrate metabolic process. Gene Ontology annotation, molecular function: beta-N-acetylhexosaminidase activity.
AUGCUCUACUGCCAGCUUGUGAACAUAAGUCUUUUCCUAUCCCUUUGCGCUAAAGGGUUGAGCCGACUGGUCACUAUACCAACGAUACCAUUUACCGGAACGGACGGCACAUAUUCUCUGGAUCAACUUACCAGUAUCAUUGUCGAUGCACGCUAUGUCAACGCUGUAGAUCAGGAUGGCCAAACCCUAAUACCGCCCACAUUGCAACAGUUCGCCGAAACAUUCCAGAAGGACCUUCAGUCCUCCGUAGGGAUCGAUAUACCACUCACGUCUAGCAGCACGGCUGCAGCCAAUUCAAUCUUCUUCACAAUUACUAAUGAAACUGGAUUCCACGAUGUUGCUGGGAGAUUUACCUCAGAAGCAUACACCCUGAAAAUAGACGAGAACGGCGUCAAAAUUUCUGGAGCAAGUCCCCUAGGUACUUGGUGGGGAUCUCGAUCAUUGAUUCAAGCAGCGAUCGUCAAUGGCCACACUCUUCCUCAAGGAUCCGCAGUAGAUGCUCCUGGAUGGGCUAAUCGAGGUGUCAUGUUAGAUGCUGGGCGCCACUAUUACCCGCCUGAAUUCCUGAUUGAGAUGUGCGCGUAUCUCUCCUUCUUCAAGCAGAACUUAUUCCAUGUGCAUCUCAGCGAUAAUCUCUACAACAACCUAAAUCGAUAUUCCACUAAAGAGUCAAUGGAUCUGUAUGCAGCUUUCCGUCUCUGGUCGGACGACCCUGCGGUAGCUGGGCUCAACAAACGUGUGAAUGAAUCAUACACCCGGGAACAAUUCGACGAUGUCCAGCAGCAAUGCGCCCUACGAGGAGUCACUAUUGUCCCUGAGAUCGAAGCCCCGGGCCAUGCACUCGUCAUUUCCCAAUGGCGGCCUGAGCUAGCCCUUCCCGAUCUCAGUAUGCUCAACAUCACUCACCCGGAUACCAUCUCUACGAUGAAAUCCAUAUGGAAGACCUUCUUACCUUGGUUCCACAGUAAGACAGUCCACAUAGGUGCAGACGAAUACGACAAAGGUCUGGUGAAUGACUAUACAGAUUUCGUCAACACAAUGCGUGAUUAUAUCUCCAGUGAGUCCGACAAGUACACGAGAAUCUGGGGCACAUUCACCCCUUCCCAAGGUGCCGAUGUAUCAACAGAUAUAUCCAUCCAGCAUUGGGAAUUCUUCGAAGAUAACCCUUACUUCGACUACAUUCAGAACGGCUAUAACGUACUCAAUUCUGAUGAUGGAUUCUAUGUGGUUGGCAAAUGGUCCAGUAGUUACCCAUCGACGCUGAACAAGACUCGUGUGUUCCACGGUAAUCCUGCCGGCGGAGCGUUUGCCCCUAACAUCUUUGAUACCAAGAACGCCACUAACAAUCCUCCCCGAGACAACCCACAAGUACUUGGCCACAUUGCCGCGUUGUGGAAUGACUAUGGUCCAAACUCCACUACUGUUCUCGAGGCAUAUUAUUCGUGGAGGGAUACGCUUCCAGCCUUGGCUGACAAGCAAUGGGGCGGAGACCUCCUCGAGGAAGAAUACGAUGCAGUAUUCGAUAAGAUCCACGCCGUGACUCCGGGUCAGAACCUGGAUCGCCAGGUACGGAGUAAAACUGAUACAAUUCUAUACUAUAACUUCGACGAGGGCUCUAAGACUAUCGUCGAACAUUCUGGAAACGGAUAUCAUGGCGUUGUACGGGGAUGUUGUGUCCAAGGCUCUGCUCUUGUGUUUUCUAAUGGCUGCUAUGUGGAGACACCUCUAGGUAGCAAGGGGAGAGACUACACUUUGUCAUUCUGGGUGAACCCCACCUCACAAUCCCCCGGUACUCUGUUUGCCGGGCCUGACUCGAUGCUCCUAAAUGGGAAUGGGUCGAUCAGCAAUGUUACCUUGAUUAGCGGUGGCAACCCAUACUCACUUAACUACAGUCUUCCUGUGGAUAGGUGGACAAAGGUGUCUCUAAUUGGAAAAGGCGAUCGGACUCUACUUAGAGCGUCCAGUUCGGACGGAGAGUCAACAAGCAUGGAGUUCCUCGCUCGCCUGGGGAUCAAUGGCGAGAAGCAGGUUUGGGCACCUGUCGGGAUUGAAGCUCCACUAGCGCGGAUUGGGGAAGGCUUCGAUGGAUUGAUGAAAGAGAUCGUUCUUCGAGGGAGUGCCGAUUAA